Messenger RNA from Oncorhynchus nerka (sockeye salmon), 3106 nucleotides. Its product is annotated as putative nuclease HARBI1. Lineage: Eukaryota; Metazoa; Chordata; Actinopteri; Salmoniformes; Salmonidae. The transcript has 8 exons. The record is from RefSeq and is a predicted model, not a curated record. The coding region runs from base 1635 to 2393 and encodes 252 amino acids.
UUAAGACAUCCGGGAUAAAUGACUCAGCUGAGCUCAAUGAAGCCAAAACAUGUGCGUCCAGGCUUAAUUGGUUGCACAAAGACCAAGCCAGGAUGAGCAGACACGGAUUCAUUAAGCCAGGUGAAACCAAUCCUGGAUAGGUGCGCGCUCACGGCUCACUCAAAUAGACCCCGCCACAGAUCACAGAUUAACUGAUUUACCAUGGCAACUAGAGCCGCGUACUUUUCCCCCUCGGAAGCACAAAUCCUCAUGGAGGCAUACGAGGAGGUAAAAGAUAUAAUUAAGAAGAAAGGCAACACCGCCACAGUGAUAAAGCAAAGAGAAAAAGCGUGGCAAAGUAUUGCAGACCGCCUGAAUGCGUAAGUAGUGCACAAUUACACACUCACCGCUCCGCUGAAACAUCACAAUUACAAUUCAAAUAUUUAAUUCACAUCUCCAAAAAUGCAGUUGUACUGUAAUUAUGAAACGGUUAAAUGUUUAAUUGAAAUGCACUGCAGAUAUGAGUGAAAUUGUGUAAAAGUAACUCCAUCACACUGUAUAAAGCUAUGAUACAUUUUUUGAUAUUUUUACUGAAAACAAGACAAAAAUACCAAGUAAUUUUUUGCAGUGUGACUCCAUUAAAUGUGUGUGUGUGUGUGUGUGUGUGUGUAGAUUAAACAUGAACGGGCCAAAACGGACAUGGCAGCAGGUCAAAAUCAAAUACAAGAACAUUCUGCAGAAUGCAGUGAAAAAGAAUACCCACAGACAAGGCACGGGUGGUGGGUCACCAAAGGCUGACCUUACCCCAGCAGGGGAUAUGGCCUUGGAGCUAAAUAAAGGCAGGCCCGUCUUAGAGGGGAUCCCUGGGGGGAAAGAGACGAGCAUAGGUUCCUCCCAAGAUGCCACCCGCUUCAUUCAAGUGCCUGGCAGCACUGUGUUCCUGUUAGAGCCACCAGCACAAGCACCAGACGAUGCUGAUCCAGGUGAAGGCCCCAGUGCAGCAGCAACAGCACAUGAUGGAGACGAUGAUGAGGAGGAGACCAUCUCUGGAUUCCAGAAGGCAUGAGGUAUCAUGUUAAGACUGUGAAAGUACUAUUUACUCUACAAUGGUGAGGAGUCCUCAUCAAAAUCAAAAAAUCUAAUUUCUUUUACAGGACCCAGAUGCUAUACAGUGGGAAAACCAGCCUGGCAACAUAGUGCGUAUUAAUAAAAGGACACCACAUCCUGCCAAAUUCCAGCUGCGCUAAUUGUAUUGUGUUCACAGAGCUCACAAGCUAUCAGAAAGUUGUAUGGCAACCACCUCCGGCGCCAAAUAGAACUGGCAGACAUAGACAUUCAGUACAAGAAGAAAAAGAUGGAAAAUCUUGCACUGGAGUCCGAAAUAAAAAAGAGGACAAUUAGGAAACUGGACCUUGAAAUAAAAAAACUUGAGAGGGAGCUCCAAGAAGAUGACACAGCUCAAAAUAAAAAUUAGGUAUAUUCUCGUAAAGUCAAGUGAGCCAUGACAUAUGAGCUCUUAUUGUGAGCACACAGGACGGUGGCAUCUUUCUAAGGUUUUUUUUAUUUUCCCAGCAAUCAGUACAACCAAGUCAUCGUUAUAAGGCAUCGCCCUCUUUUGCCCACCCCCCCAGCACCAGGUGUGGCCACUAGCCUAUAUGAAGGCCCAAAAUUGUGUGUUCCUUUCUGCUCUGACAAUGGCAUGCCCAUUCGUGCGAGAUGUGGUGGAUGAAGAAGCACUUGUGCUGAGGAGAGCCUUCAGGCGAGAAAGGGUCUUCAGGGACCGGUUGGACCCACUGGCCUUCCCUGAUGACCAUCUAUAUGAAAGAUACAGGUUUUCUGCAGAUGGCAUCAGGUAUCUAUGCAGACUACUGGGUCCCAGGAUUAAGCACCGCACUGCACGGAGCCAUGCACUGAGUGUGGAGCAAAUGGUUUGUGUUGCCUUGCGCUUUUUUGCUAGUGGAGCCUUCCUGUACUCAGUGGGGGAUGCAGAACAGCUGAACAAGGCCACAAUUUGCCGCACAAUAAGGAGUGUGUGUCUGGCUAUCAAAGCAUUAGCAGAUGUCUUCAUCUCCUUCCCUGGCCACAGAAGACUCUGUGACAUCAAAGAGGAGUUCUAUAGGAUUGCAGGUUUCCCCAAUGUCAUUGGUGCAGUGGACUGCACACACAUAAGGAUAAAAGCCCCCUCAGGUGCCCAUGAGGCCGAUUUUGUGAAUAGGAAAUCCUUUCACAGCAUUAAUGUUCAGAUGGUCUGCAAUGCUGACUGUGUGAUCAGCAAUGUUGUGGCAAAAUGGCCUGGCUCAGUCCAUGACUCCAGAAUCUUUCGGGCCUCUGAAAUCUAUCAGUGCCUAUCACAAGGUGAAUUCUCUGGUGUGUUGCUGGGAGACAGGGGUAUGGCUGCCAGCCUUUUCUCCUGACACCUUUCACAGACCCCCAGGAAGCACAGCAGGCCUACAACCAUGCCCAUGCCAGGACCAGGGCCAGAGUUGAAAUGACCUUUGGCCUCCUGAAGGCACGCUUUCACUGCCUUCACAAAUUAAGGGUCAGCCCUGUUAGGGCAUGUGAUAUUACUGUGGCUUGUGCUGUCCUCCACAAUGUGGCCUGCCUGAGGAAGGAGAGGGCCCCCAGAGUGCCACCAGCCAUGGACUGGGACAAUCCGGCAAUCUUCCCUGAUGACGACAGUGGUCGGCUGCUGAGGGACCAAUAUGUGUUGAAUUAUUUUAGUUAGUAUGUGUGCUUUCAAUUUUGGUUAAAUAUGUCCUGCGGUGGCAGAGGAAUUUGGUUUUUUUGGGUUCGUUUUUGACGAAUUUGGCCUCUUAUGAUGUUUGUGCGGUAUACUGUGUGUAAUACAAGGCUGCAGGGAGGCUACUGCAUCCAUUCAUUUGUCUGUUCAGUUGAUGUGUAUGGAUUUGUCCUGCAUUUAUUUUAGUGUGCAGACAUGCAGGGUGUGUUAUAUACAGACCUUUGAAUGUGUAUGUAUCAUUUUGUAUAAUAUGCUUGGAUUCUGUGCUUUCCAUCUUGUAGAGUCACUGUGACUUCAGUUUCGAAAGGAGCUGAUGGUUUACCUGCUUUGUUUUGUCCUUAUUCAAUAAAGGAACAUAAUGUUACACAUUGUGUUUUUAUAUUCAUA